AUGGCGGACGAUGGGCAGGGGCGGCUCAGGACUGAGGGCGACCGGGCGGGCGGCGCGGCCGUGGCGGGCGGCGAGAUGCUGCUGGGCGUGGGGCUGCUGGCCCUCGUGCUGCUGGCGGCCUACCGGCUGUACCUGCGCUGGGGAACGCGGAACGGGCCGGGGGGCGCGGCCCGGCAGGGCGAGGCCGCCGCGCUGCCGCGCAUGAAGCGCCGGGAUUUCUCCCUGGAGCAGCUGCGCGAGUUCGACGGCGCUCGCAACCCUCGCAUCCUCCUGGCUGUCAACGGCAAAGUCUUCGACGUGACCAAAGGCAGCAAGUUCUACGGGCCCGAGGGUCCAUAUGGAAUAUUUGCUGGCAGAGAUGCCUCCAGGGGACUAGCAACUUUCUGUCUAGAUAAAGAUGCACUCAGAGAUGAAUAUGAUGACCUAUCGGACUUAAAUGCUGUACAGAUGGAAAGUGUAAGAGAGUGGGAAAUGCAAUUUAAAGAAAAAUAUGACUACGUAGGUAGACUCCUAAAACCAGGGGAAGAACCAUCAGAAUACACAGAUGAGGAAGAUACCAAGGAUCACACUAAACAGGAAUGAACUUUGUAAACAACCAAAGUCAGGGGCCUUCGGAACUGCAACCUCUUAUUCCCCAUCACAGAAUGUCCUGCAUCUUUGGGUACAGUUCAUCUGCUGCGAAAAAAACAUUCAACAGGUUUUGUACAAGGAAAAUAAUAUACUCACAAAUGAAGAUUUGAAUACUAGACAUUCUUUGUGCUGCCAAAUUUUUUGUUGCAGUUUAUUUGUAAUGUCUGGUUAGGCUUCGUUAGUGAAGAGGGGCCAGGGAUUUAAAGGCAAAAAUGCUAUUCCUUUUUAUCAGUAAGCUGAAGCCUUCAACUAGUGUACCUUACAAGCUAUCUAAAGACGUGAGUCUUCAAGCUCAGAGGAAGGUUUGAAUCUUGUUUCAUGUGUGUCUUCUCCUUCAGCAUUAAAAGAAAGAUGUACUCAUCCACAUCAGCAUCAGUAGGUGAGACUACUGAAGCCAGUGUUAAAAAAUGUGAAUUUCCAAUUUUGUUUUGUAUGUGGGCGCUAGUAGCCCGGCAGAAUACUUCAGUUCUUUAAGAAAAGUCCAUGUAGAUUAGGAUGGGGAUAAAAUUCAUCCUUUUCUCAAAAGGAUUGGGUAAAAGUUUCUUCUACAACAACUAUUAUCUGAAGCCUGCCUCUCCCCCUUUUUCCCAUCCUCAAAAUGAAAUCAAAUAUUAAUUGUGCCUUAUUUUGCUUACACAGACUUGAAUUGUUUUAAGGGACAGCCCCCAAAUUGCGGUUUCAUAGUCACUACAAGCAGCAGUGAGACUGAAUUGGAAUGUUCUGUUGACUGGAAAACCUUGAUGUCAUUCUGUGUAUAGAAUGUAAAAGAGGAGUACUCAGUGUUACUGCCAUAUGUUAAUACUACAUAUACUUAAAUUAGCAUUGUGAUGGCCAAAUGCAUACUCCCAUGCUUCUUUUUAAGGAAUUACAAACACACAAAAAGGUCUCCCUUCCUCCUCUUCCAGAAGCUGCCUAACUUUUGGGAGCAUAGCCUUCACACCCCCGUAGAGUGAAGGGGCAUUGCGCGCGUGUGUCUGUGUGUGUGUCUGUCUGAAUGCAAGACUUGGGAGGGAUUGUUUCUGCAGAUAUUGUAAAUACGAGUACCAUUUUAAUAAAGCAUGUACAAUACCACAUGUGCUGUCAGACUUUGUGUAGAAGCUGUUAAGCAGAGCUGGAAUAUGAUGUAAUAAAAAGGGGGAGAAGUCUGGGCUAGAUGAAGCAGCCACUGCUAUUAAUACUGCUCUUUGUCCUGGUGGAGUUAUUUUCCCUUUCAAGUCCCAGCUGUUGAGGAAUCUUGAAGACUUACUCGGGUAAGUCUGUAUUUAAGAGACUAAACCUAUACCAGUGAAUUUAUGGUGGGGGGAAAAGGUGAUAAAAAUAAAGGAUUUUACUGACUGCGUGCAAGGUAGAGUAUAAGGAAUGUCACAUACCAUUAACAGGACAAGAACAGCAGCCUGGUGGCUUAUGUUUGUACCUCUGGUUGCAGAUUUCACUAUGUUAAGUCUACAGUAACAAUUUAUAUACAUACCUUCCGUUGAACUGUAAACUGAAAUUCCAGGGAUGACUACUUUUUUUAUUCCUGUUUGAUUGAAGGGGACUGAUACUGAUAUAAAUGAAAUAAACAAAACCUCCUCUGUGGAAUCGUGUAACUCAUGUGGCCUAGAAGGCAGGAUGAAUUCUCUCUCUUUCAUCUCCAGCCUUGAAACAGAAUUGUUUUGGCAUGGAAGAAGCAGCAGAAAUGGAGCUGUUUCUCCCUAGAAGUUGUGUUUGCAGGCUCCUGUCGAGGCUGGACACUCCUGGGAGGUGUGAAUUCAGUAAGUGCUGCCUUCUGCUUGAGUCACAUCCUUAUAAGCUGAGCAACGGUGCAGUGCCCAGGCUUGGGUUGAGUAUCUGCUAAUCAUCUAACUCUGCUGAAAUGCUGGGCACGCUGCUGUAACUAACCACAGAAAUAUGUGGUUUAGAUGGAGCAGUGGGAACCACCAGGAUAAAUAAAAGCUUCCCUGCAUAGGACAGGGGCUGGGAGUAAUUAAACACCAGUUCUAUAUCUGGAUGCUUUGCUAGGGAAUUUUUUUCUUUUGGGUAAGUCUCAAUAUGAAAUGUUUUACAUGACUUUUACAGUAUGCCUUUCACUUACAGCUAUUGCACCUCAUCAUGGCACCCAGCUUGUUUAGCUGUGGAACAAGAAAAAGCAGCUUGCUCAACUCUUCUCUUAGCACAAUUGGAUUAAGUUGUUUGUCCCCAGGCUUCCACAUGAAAAUACAUGUAUGUGUUACAGCUUCUAGUGUACAGAGUCAUAGCUGGAAGUUCUUGACACUUGCUGUGUUUCUCUGCUCUUCGCUCAGUGCAGCUGUUGGUAUUUCUGUGUCUGGCACAGCCGUAGCAUUAGCUGCUCUUCAUGCUUGUAGCUGCUUGCUGGACUAACUUCCUACCG
Molecule: messenger RNA, 3001 nt
Organism: Cinclus cinclus
Lineage: Eukaryota; Metazoa; Chordata; Aves; Passeriformes; Cinclidae
Gene: PGRMC2
Product: progesterone receptor membrane component 2
Exons: 3
Coding region: 1-582 (193 amino acids)
Cellular component (GO): membrane; endomembrane system
Source: RefSeq, a predicted model, not a curated record